AUGAAGAACGCCUACUGUGAGGACGGAGCACAGCUUGAAGGCUCCCAAAUCGUGCAAACUUCGUCAUGCGUAUACCUAGGAUGUUCCAUGAACAUGGAAAACGACUUGAAGGAAGAAUUGAAUAGAAGAAUGAAAGCAGCAUGGGCAGCAUUCCCACCCGUCAGGGAAUCUACGGAUCAAGUGAUGGACCAAGAUCUUCGUGAUAAUCUGUUUGACUCGACAAUUCUUCCAGCAGUCUGUUACGCAGCGGAGACGUGGGUAGACAUCACUGCCACGUCUAGGAAGCUAGUUACUACCCGCAGAGCCCUUGAGAGAUGUCUUCUAAAGUUUAACCGGCGCACACAACACCUAUCCGGUCUUUCGCAGCUCCGAAUUAAGAGGAAUGUUCCGUCUUCGCGACCCAGCGGAGUAUAUAUCGAAAACAAAGCAUAG
Molecule: messenger RNA, 432 nt
Organism: Necator americanus (New World hookworm)
Lineage: Eukaryota; Metazoa; Nematoda; Chromadorea; Rhabditida; Ancylostomatidae
Exons: 1
Coding region: 1-432 (143 amino acids)
Source: RefSeq, a predicted model, not a curated record